CAUUAAUAGCUCUAUGGUUAGUAAGCAGAGACCGGACGGAGGCUGUGGCUCCUAGCAGAAGCGAAAUGCCGAGCGGGAAGGGGAAGCGGCCAACGGCUCGGGCAGAAAAACGCGGCGGUGGGAGCCGCUGCCAGUGGGUGAUGGUUCUUCCAGAAACUGCAACUGAUCUCCCAAAGAAGCCAGGUGCUGGGCCUUUAUUUACAAGGCUGCCACAUCCAAGUACAGGACAAGCUGCCCUUUAUUUAUUUGGUAGUGAUGCAUACCACAUAUUUGAAAUGAAAGCUUUUCAUGAAGCAUACCGGUCAUGGUUUAUUGGUCAAGAAGUUCAAUAUGAUGGACGUCUAUUUUUUGCUACACCAAUGGACCCCUUGUUUCUUGUGCUUUUCUACCUCAUCAGAGCAGAGAAAGAGCAGGGAAAGUUUCAGCCACUGGAUCAGGUUUUGGUGGAUGAAGAGUUUUCUUCCAGCAUACAAUUGCUACAGUGCACAAGUACUUUGCAGUCAGUUCACCACAUAGCUGAGCAAAAAGAAAUAGAUGGUAAGAAUUUUUUUAGAUACAGUGAAAAGAAAACACUGACAUGGUUAAAUAAAAAGGUUAACCAACUGGUGAAAGUAUUAAAAGAAAAUAGCAUACCUGUGAGUGGAAAAGUACAGGCUGCUACAUUUAUCAGCAAUAAUCAGGCCAACAGUGGCACAGAAGAGGAUUAUAUUUGUUAUGCUCAUGGCUUAAUAUCAGAGUAUAUUCCCGAAGAGCUAAGUGGAACAUUGGCUAAUUAUUUAAGACUCCCACAAGGUACAGAUCUUCCCACAGAGCCAGCAUCAAAGAAAAGGAAACUGUCAGAUGGUCCUGUGGAAGCUGAGGAAGAUUAUACUAAAUUCAAUACUGGUGAUCUGAAAAACAAAAAGGCAAACAGUAAAAUGUCAGCUUCACAAAAAGCUUUAGCGAAAGUUGACAAGAGUGGCAUGAAAACAAUGUCUUCUUUCUUCAGUCCAAAAACUACAACACCAAAAUGAACGGAGGAGGGUGCUGUUUGGUGUAGUAAUUAUCUUGGAAAUGUUUUAUGAAACUAGAAGCUACUUAUAACUUUCUUUCUUCUUCUAUUUCCCCCUAUUAAGACUUGUCAGAAGUAGAAAUCUAUGAUACUGGUGUGAAUGUAAUCAAAGUUAAUUUUUUAUAUUUGUUUUAGGGAAACUAGGCUCAGUUACCUGCUACAGAUAGCGAUCUGUCUUCAUAUCAUUAUUACUGAAAAUUCACAGUACAAUGCAAAGCAAUGCAUUCGUUUCUGAAUAAAUUAUAUGCACUUCUUGUUUUUUAAA
Crotalus tigris (Tiger rattlesnake) is the source of this 1316-nucleotide messenger RNA. RefSeq names its product ribonuclease H2 subunit B (gene RNASEH2B). The transcript has 11 exons. The record is from RefSeq and is a predicted model, not a curated record. Bases 66 to 1013 code for a protein of 315 amino acids. Gene Ontology annotation, cellular component: ribonuclease H2 complex; nucleoplasm. Lineage: Eukaryota; Metazoa; Chordata; Lepidosauria; Squamata; Viperidae. Gene Ontology annotation, biological process: RNA catabolic process; ribonucleotide metabolic process.